AAAAAAAAUAUGUUUGAUAACAAUAGGUUUAGUAAUUGAAUGAGUUUUUUUUUUAUUUAUUAUUUAAAAUUAUCUGGCAAUUUUAUUCGACCAUGGAUUUUGACAAUGGACCGUUGGAUCAAAAUCUGCAAAGUGCAAAUGAUUUGGAACAAAGUCUUCUUCAACAAUUCAGCUGUCUGGGUACUACUGAUCAUGAUGAGCUCGUCAGCCAAUUACAAAAGAUUUUGGGGAAUAAUUUAAAUGAGUCUACAGCAAGAUUUUUUCUAGACAUGAGCAACUGGAACUUGCAAGCAGCUAUUGGUUCUUAUUUGGAUUGUGAAACACCUGCUAAGGUACCAUCGAUGAUAUUAUUAGCUGAUGUAACAGUUGGCGAAGGCGAAUGUAUCACUCCUAAUACGAGUUUUAUUAAAACGUGGAGAAUUCAAAACAAUGGUGAUGAAGCUUGGCCGCGAGAUUGUGUUCUACAAAUGAUUGGUACCACAACACAAAUGGAGUGUUUAAAGAGAUAUUCAAUGCCUGCAUUAGUUCCUGGUCAAGUAUGGCAUAUUACAAUUGAAAUGGUCAGUCCUUCUGAACCAGGUGUACAUCAGACUAAAUGGAGAAUGAUGACUAGUGGUGGGAGUUAUUUUGGUGAUACAAUUUGGGCAAUAAUUACUGUAGCUGAAGGAGGAACGAUGGCCUUAACACAGAAAUUAGCUCAAUUAAGUACUCAACAACCCAACCAUGAUAAUUCAAGUAUGAAUGUAGAAAUGAAUGAUGUAGUGAAUGCAUUAGAUUCUUCAAAUGUAGUUCAAUCACAAGCAAUUGCAAUUCCAAUGAUCAAUCAACCAUCCACAGAUCCUGCUAUAGAAACUUCUUCUGUUGUACCGUAUUCGUACAUGACGAAUGAUGACUCCAAUAUGUGCUGAUUGAUGUGAGAUUAUUUAUUACUUAUAGUAGAUUUGAUAAUAUUUUAUUGGAAUUUUAUUCAAUUUUUUUUUCUAGCAGUUCUG
Molecule: messenger RNA, 992 nt
Organism: Ctenocephalides felis (cat flea)
Lineage: Eukaryota; Metazoa; Arthropoda; Insecta; Siphonaptera; Pulicidae
Exons: 6
Coding region: 93-908 (271 amino acids)
Biological process (GO): macroautophagy
Cellular component (GO): phagophore assembly site
Molecular function (GO): ubiquitin binding
Source: RefSeq, a predicted model, not a curated record